Messenger RNA from Helianthus annuus (common sunflower), 4033 nucleotides. RefSeq names its product RRP12-like protein. The record is from RefSeq and is a predicted model, not a curated record. NCBI's taxonomy places the organism in Eukaryota, Viridiplantae, Streptophyta, Magnoliopsida, Asterales, Asteraceae. The transcript has 18 exons. Bases 160 to 3879 code for a protein of 1239 amino acids.
AUAUAACGAGAGGGCUAAAGUUGUAGAAAAACAAUAUCAAACAGAAGAGAAACAAACCCAAAUACAAAAGAAAGGGUUUACAGUUGUAGAACAACAACAAGAAGGGUUUAGUAGGCCGCCGAUUUUGCUGUGUUCACCACCACCACCGCCGCCGCCGCCAUGGAACCCGACAACCAUUCAGACUCAGACUUAUGCACCUCAAUCCUCACCAAAUUCAGCACCUCCACAGACCCACAACACCACCACCUCUGUUCCAUCAUCGGCGACAUAUCUCAAAGCCUCAAAGACCUCAACCACCCUCUUACACCGCUCGCAUACUUUGGGGCAACGUGCACUUCACUUGACAAACUUUUGUCUUCUGACCCUAACCCACCUUCCCACCAUGUGGAUGCUCUUAUUACUAUCCUCUCCAUGGUUGUUCCGAUCAUAUCUCCUGCUGUUAUUAGGAAGCAGUCAGAUUAUGUUUCGGGUUUGGUUAUUCGGGUUAUUGGGUUACAUGAUGUGGGUGAUGGUGUUGUGGUUUCUGGGUUGAAGUGUGUUUCGCAUUUGUUGGUUGUUGGUAACCGGACUACCUGGUCAGAUGUUUCUCAUUUGUUUGGUGUUGUUCUCGGGUUCGUUGCCGAUUCGCGUCUUAAGGUAAGAAGACAUGCACAUGUUUGUCUCCGCGAUGUCAUGCAAGGCUUCCAAGAUACGCCAGUGCUGUCACCUGCUAGUGAAGCCAUUGCAAGCACCUUCGAGCGGUUUCUUCUGCUUGCCGGUGGGUCAAACCCAAACCCAAACCCUAAAGAAGGUUCUAGAGCUCAGGAGGUCUUAUACGUGUUGGAUUCACUGAAAGAUACUCUCCCGCUUAUGUCCAUCAAGUUCUCAACAAAGAUUCUUAAUUACUUCAAAUCCCUUUUAGCACUGCACCAAUCUGCAGCCACCCGACGGAUUACCGACGCUUUGUAUCUACUUUGUCUUCAACCAACCGUCGAUGUAUCUCCUGAAGCAUUGGUUGAUUUGUUAUGCUCGUUAGCUACCUCGGUCUCUUCAAAUGAGAUGACCGGUGACAACUUGACUUUCACCGCUAGACUCUUAGAUUCCGGGAUGAAGAAAGUUUUUUCUCUUAACCGUCAAGCAUGUGUGGUCAAGCUUCCAGUUGUUUUCAGUGCAUUCAAAGAUAUCUUAGCUUCUGAACACGAGGAGCCUUUAUCGGUUGCAAUGGAGGCAUUAAAGAGCUUAAUACAUACAUGCAUUGACGAGAGCUUGAUCAAACAGGGUGUGGAUCAGAUUACGGCAAGUGGGAGUGUGAGAAAAUCCGCACCAACAAUUAUCGAGAAACUUUGUGCAACUGUUGAAAGUUUACUUGAUUAUAGCUUUGCUGCCGUUUGGGACAUGUCAUUUCAAGUUGUGGCCGCAAUGUUUGAUAAACUCGGUGAGUUCAGUUCAUGUUUCCUAAAAGGUACCCUUAAGAGCUUGGACGGUAUACAAAAGCUCCCAGAUGAAGAUUUCCUUUACAGGAAACAGUUGCAUGAUUGCGUGGGUGUAGCUGUAGUUGCAUUAGGGCCCGAAACAUUCUUAAAGUUUCUACCUUUAAACGUAGAAGCUCAAGAUCUCUCUGACGUCAACGUAUGGCUCUUCCCUAUCUUGAAGCAGAAUAUAGUCGGUGCUCGUUUAAGCUUUUUUAACGAGUCUUUAUUGGACAAUAUUAAAGUAUUGAAGCUGAAAUCCGCAAAGCAUGAGCAAGAAGGUCGUAUUCAUUCCGCCAGGAGUCUUGACGGACUUGCAUAUUCUUUAUGGUCGUUAUUGCCGUCAUUUUGCAACUAUCCUGUCGAUACUGCCGAGAGUUUUAAGGAUCUAGAAAAAGUAUUAUGCCAUACUCUUCGCGAAGAAGCCGAUUUCCGUGGAGUAAUAUGCUCCAGUCUGCAGAUUCUCGUUCAACAAAAUAAAAAAAUAACGAAAGGCGAAUAUGAACCUAUUGGUAAAGUCAGCAUUAGUCAACAGCGAGCAGUUUCCCUCUACACUCCAGAAGUUGCGACGUGUAAUCUGGAUGUGUUAAGAUCCUCCGCACGUGAGAUUUUGUCCACACUAUCGGGAGUUUUCGUCAAAUCUACCAAAGACGACGGUGGAUCUUUGCAGAGAACGAUUGGUGAGUUUGCAUCUAUUGCUGACAAAAGUGUCGUCUCGAGGUUAUUUAAGAGCACAAUGUCGAAAUUACUAAAGGUGACACAGGAAGCUGGCAAAAUACAAAAUACCAAAGGUUCUAGUUCUAUGGAAAUCGACAACUCGUCAAAUGAACCUUCACUGUCACAAACACGGGCAAAGCUAUAUGACUUGGGAGUUGCGCUUUUACCGGGAUUUGGUACAGAGGAGGUUGAUCUUUUAUAUGCUGCGGUUCAACCUGCAUUGAAGGAUACCGAAAGUUUGAUUCAAAAGAAGGCUUACAAAGUUCUCUCAACAAUCCUCGAGCACGAUGACAGUUUCAUAGCAAGAAAGUUUGAAGAGUUGCUCAAGCUGAUGUUUGAAGUGAUGCAUUCGUGUCAUUUUUCAGCCAAACGGCACAGACUAGACUGUUUAUAUUAUUUGAUCGCGCAUGUCUCAAAGGAUGAAUCAGAACAUAUGAAACGUGAAAUCGUUGCUUCUUUCUUGACCGAAAUUAUACUCGGCCUUAAAGAGUCUAACAAGAAAACGAGAAAUAGAGCGUAUGAGAUUAUCGUCCAAAUAGGCCAUGCCUGCGUGGAUGAAGACAAGGGUGGAAACAAGGAGAACUUGUAUAACUUUUUCAACAUGGUGGCUGGUGGUCUUGCGGGCGAGACACCGCACAUGAUCAGUGCAGCAGUGAAGGGCAUGGCUCGUCUGACAUACGAGUUCAACGAUCUUCUAUCGAAUGCGUUUAAUGUUCUUCCAUCUACGUUUCUCCUUCUUCAGAGAAAGAGCAGAGAAAUAAAUAAAGCAAGUUUAGGUUUUCUAAAGGUGUUGGUUGCCAAGUCACAAGCCGAAGGGUUGCAAACGCAUAUGCGGGACAUGGUGGAGGUGUUGCUGAGCUGGCAAAGCAGCAACAAGAAUCAUUUCAAAGCGAAGGUGAAGCAGCUCCUAGAAAUGCUUGUAAAAAAAUGCGGGCUUGAUGCUGUUAAGGAAGCAAUGCCUGAAGAACAUAUGAAGCUGCUCACAAAUAUACGAAAGAUAAAUGAACGAAAAGAGCGAAAACAUUCCGCUAACACUGAGGAAACCAAAUCUCGUCUAACGAAAGCAACUACCUCAAGGUUGAGCAGAUGGAAUCAUACGAAAAUAUUCUCUGAUUUCGGUGAUGAUGACGAAACUGAAGAUAUGCUCAACUCCAAAAAGUCUUCGAUCAAGUCGAAGAGAGCAAGGAAGAGGUUGGCAGAAGACAGUUAUGAACAGCUAGAUGACGAACCACUUGACCUGCUUGACCGUGAAAAGACAAGAUCGUCCCUUAGAUCUUCCGACAGUCUGAAAAGGAAGCUACAGGCUGACGACGAGCCAGAGAUAGAUGCUGAUGGAAGACUGAUCAUUUCGGAGGAGGACAAACGAGAGGUUAGGACGGAAAACGGGUCAGACACUGACGUGAGGAGUGUAGCAGCAUCUAGAAAAACAGAAAAACGGAGGAAAACAAUGGGUCAGUCUGGCUGGGCGUAUACGGGUUCAGAGUACUCUAGCAAGAAGGCAGGUGGAGAUUUGAAGAGGAAGGGGAAGUUUGAGCCGUAUGCGUAUUGGCCACUGGACCGCAAGAUGGUUAGCCGAAGGCCGGAGCAUCGGGCGGCUGCUAGGAAGGGCAUGUCUAGUGUGGUUAAGAGGAUGGAGGGGCAGACUGUCUCAAAUGCUUUAGCCAUGAAAACAACGAAAAAAAUAAAAAAGAAAAGCCACAAGAAACAUGGUUAAGAGGAUCAUCAUCAUCACAUUUUCUAUUUAAAUUUUGUAUAUCAUAUUACUUCUGGAUGUAUACUGAAAAUUGAGAGUGCAGCCUUUUUUUUGGUGUUGUGAGAUUGGCGAUAAAUCUACAAGUAUUUAUGAAACAUUUAUUUUUAUACAUGCA